CUCUUGCUGGUGUCCCCACCUACAUUUUCCUCGUGCUAAGAUACUUCUUCUUCCUGUUAUGAACAAGCUCGCCCGCCGACUCCCGUCCCAUCACUUUCCCUCGCGACUUCCCACUCCACCGAGAAGCAUGCUGGGCAGCAUGCCGCAGACACGCUCCGCCAAAGCGAUCCUCAGCCAUCAAGACCGCACCGCCAACGAACCCCGGGAGAAGGAGUUGCACACUGCCACGCUUACCAAGGUGACGCCUGUCAACGACCGUAUCAAGCGCUUCGUAUUCGAAAUCAAGGACAAGAACGGCUUCAACUUCCUCCCUGGCCAAUGGCUUGACGUCUUUGUGCCUGACGUAGAAAAGGCAGGUGGCUUCUCCAUUACCUCUUCGCCUUCCGAGGCGCUGCCACGAGCGGACCCUGAGCACAAACCAUACUUUGAGUUGGCGGUGCAGAAGAGCCCAGACAACCCUCCAGCAGCAUGGUUAUGGAAGCCAGCCGAGGAAAUCAUCGGAGGUGAGGUCAAGGUGCGAGUAGGCGGAAGCUUUGUGUGGCCACCGCCGUGCCUUGACAUGAAGAAGAUCAAACGCGCCAUCUUCAUUGCCGGGGGAGUGGGCAUCAACCCAAUGAUGUCAAUGAUGACCUAUAUAAACCAGAAUUACCCCAACCUCGAAGUGCGCUUCCUAUACUCGACAAAGGUGCCAUCACGCGAAACAGAUCCCAGUGAAGUGCUCUUCCUCCAGGACGUGCUUGGCCUCUUCCGCAUACCCCGAUUCAAGGUGACCAAAGACCGGCUUGAACUCUUCUUCACGGGCACAUGGGAUGGGUCUGAAAUGGGCACAAACGAAGGGGACCUCAUACAUCCGCUAAUGUCUCUGACGCUGCCGCAAAUUGACUCUGCCACGGAAGUGCCUGUUUGCGCAUGGACGCACCGCAUCGAUGACAUAGCUCUGUCGAGCGCAGUAGGCAACCGGAAAGAGGCGCAAUCGACCGUCUUCUAUGUGUGCGGGCCGCCUGCCAUGGCGGACGAGAUGGUGGAGUUCAUCAAGGGACAGGAAAACGUGGAUCCGCAGAGGGUGCUGUGCGAGAAAUGGUGGUGAUGGGAUGGGAUGGAUUAGAAUGGACCAAGGCAAUGAUAGUGAUAGGGCCGCAUGUGGGAAUUGUGGGGAAGGCGAUCGGGACUUGGGGAGUUUGCAUACGCAGUGGUUCCAUCGCGGCAAGCGCUAUUGUAUGUACGAUGCUCACACCAUUAACUGUAUUUUACGCGCCCACAAAGGCCGCAAAAUCGUCAUGGCUCGUGAUGGACGGGCAGGAUGCUCCACUCUGCAAAGCUUGUUGCGCAACCCUGAGUGCGCAUUUUGCUCUAGGCUCGACACAAGAGCUAGGGUCGCCGUGUCGGCGCAUGGUGUAGUACAUAGACAAGUAUGCCGUGUGGCGGCACAGCAAGCGAUCGCUUAUGUAGACAUGUCAGAGUGUAGUGUAUGCAGUGCAACCCCGCGGUCAAGUGCUCGA
Bipolaris sorokiniana ND90Pr is the source of this 1499-nucleotide messenger RNA. RefSeq lists its product as uncharacterized. The transcript has 3 exons. Gene Ontology annotation, molecular function: oxidoreductase activity. Bases 59 to 1087 code for a protein of 342 amino acids. The record is from RefSeq and is a predicted model, not a curated record. Lineage: Eukaryota; Fungi; Ascomycota; Dothideomycetes; Pleosporales; Pleosporaceae. Gene Ontology annotation, cellular component: mitochondrion.